Molecule: messenger RNA, 1933 nt
Organism: Arachis ipaensis
Lineage: Eukaryota; Viridiplantae; Streptophyta; Magnoliopsida; Fabales; Fabaceae
Source: RefSeq, a predicted model, not a curated record
CAUAUUACCAUAUCCGUAAAAUAUAAUUAUAAUUUAUAAAUCAAUAAUGGCAUCAAACAGUAAUGGUGCGUGCACACUAUAAGUAAAGUAAGACAGAGAGAGGAGAGAGAAAGAGAUUGAGAUUAAGGAGAGGUUUUUGAGCUCUGAGAAACGAUGAGAAUGAAUGUGUUUGUGAUAGCCGCACUUGCUUUUGUGUCUCUAGUUUCCGUCAUUGAUGGAUCUGAGCAUCAGCCUCAGCUAUCUGAGUUUGUAAACGAUGCUUUAUUCUCAUCAGUUUCAAGCAAGCAGCCUUCCCAGCCACAACCUCUCAUGGUUCCCAUUACUGUUAUCAAUGGAGCUGCUGCCAAAGGAGCUGUAUGUUUGGAUGGAACAUCGCCUGCCUAUCACUUUCAUCCUGGAUCCGGAUCAGGAGCCAAUAGUUGGCUCAUUCACUUAGAGGGAGGAGGAUGGUGUAAUACCAUCAGAAAUUGUGUUUUUAGGAAGACGACUCGGCGUGGUUCCUUUAAAUUCAUGGAAAAGACACUGCCAUUCACUGGGAUAUUGAGCAAUAAACCUGAAGAAAACCCUGAUUUCUUUAACUGGAACAGAGUUAAAAUACGUUACUGUGAUGGAGCAUCUUUCGCCGGAGACAGUCAAAAUGAGGCUAAUCAGCUUCAAUUUCGAGGACAGAAAAUAUGGCUAGCUGCAAUCGAGGAAUUAAUGUCCAAAGGAAUGCAAAAAGCCAACCAGGCACUUUUGUCUGGAUGCUCUGCAGGUGGUCUGGCAUCUAUAAUACAUUGUGAUGAAUUCGGAAGCAUGUUUCCAAAAUCUACCAAAGUGAAAUGUUUGAGUGAUGCAGGAUUUUUUCUUGAUGCAGUUGAUGUGUCUGGGGGGCACACACUGAGGAAUAUGUUUGGAGGUGUAGUUACAUUACAGGAAGUACAAAAAAACUUACCAAAAAGUUGUCUCAACCAACUGGAUCCAACUUCGUGCUUCUUUCCUCAAAACUUGAUCCAGCAUGUUCAAACUCCAUUGUUUCUUCUCAAUGCAGCUUAUGAUGCAUGGCAGGUGCAAGAAAGUCUAGCCCCCCAUUCAGCGGAUCCAAGUGGUUCUUGGAAUGAUUGUAAAGCAAAUCAUGCAAGGUGUAACUCAUCUCAAAUACAGUUCUUCCAAGACUUUAGAAAUCAAAUGCUAAAUGAUGUGAAAGACUUCUCAAGGUCCUCUCCAACUGGAUUGUUCAUAAAUUCUUGUUUUGCUCAUUGCCAGUCUGAGAGACAAGAUACAUGGUUUGCUGAUGACUCUCCGCUUAUCAACGACAUGCCUGUGGCGAUUGCUGUUGGAGACUGGUUUUUUGAUCGAAAAACUAUCAAAGCUAUUGAUUGUGCUUAUCCCUGUGACACAACCUGCCAUAAUCUGGUCUUCAAUGAAAGUGAUGACACAUCCACCACCACCACCAUGAUAUAUUCCUCUCAGUCCUCCAGGUUGACUUUUCCUGCUCUAUACCUACUAAGUGCUUUGUUUCCCACUUCCAUGUUCCUACUGCACCUUAGAGUAGAAGUACUAUCAAGAUUCUUUAGCCAUUCCACAUAAUUGGGAAGGUUUGUUUGUCCAUGCUUCAAUCAGCACCAACUAUUAACUGUAUCUGUAACUGUAUUAUUAGUAGGCACUAGGGACUAACAUAAACAUGCUCUGAAAAUUUAUAACUUGGAUGGACCUCUGUAGCAGACCGGGGAAAGAUUUACCAAAUUGGGCUCAAUAUCUGUACCUGCUAAGGGUCAUCUGUUCUAUUAAUAUGAACCAAAAAUGUAUCUUGGGAUUCUUGACUCAUUUUCCAUAUCUUGAUACAUACUGAUAUGCAUGCCUAUGAUAAAUCAUAUAUGUGAGCAUGCAUCAUUGAUGGGAAAUGAUAUUAAAGAAGGAAGAUGUAAUGAAAUUCUCAACUACUUUUCUGAAA